Messenger RNA from Phycomyces blakesleeanus NRRL 1555(-), 2352 nucleotides. RefSeq lists its product as hypothetical. Gene Ontology annotation, molecular function: DNA binding. The record is from RefSeq and is a predicted model, not a curated record. Bases 1 to 2352 code for a protein of 783 amino acids. NCBI's taxonomy places the organism in Eukaryota, Fungi, Mucoromycota, Mucoromycetes, Mucorales, Phycomycetaceae. The transcript has 11 exons.
AUGCCCAAGAAAGCUUGCAGGGGUCGACCAACAAAACGAAUUAUGCUGGUUGAAAAUUCAAAGGCUAAAUCGUCAAGAUCCGCAAAUUUGUCUACUUCUGUUGGCUCAAAUACCAUUGUUACUUCUCUGAAUACCUCGUCAAGCAAUGUUCCCGAGUUUGAUUUUGCACUUAAGACUUUUGCCAAUGAAAUUACAGAGAAUGCUGCUUCUAACAAGAACGGUAGUAAGAAAGUAAUUGAAGUCCCUUUGGGUAUUGCAGCUGUCAACCAAUACAAGAAAGUCUUGAUGUUCUUGCAUGAAUUUCGGUCCGAGCGUCGAGAAGCUGAAUGGCCAUCUCCCAAGAAGACUAAAGAAGUGAUCGAAUUGAUCAAGAAGUAUGAACACGACCUUGUUUACGACCAAAAUCAAGAUUUAAGAAACCUUAACUUUGCAAAUUGCUUUUGUACGAUCAUUCCAAAGAAGCAGCACAAAGCAAUACAACAGGCUCUCGCUUUGGUCUCUAGUCUAGACAAGGGCAAGACUCUGAAGGAAGGAGAGAUCAAAUUUGCGUGUGCCAUGCGCCAUGAAAACAUAUUCAGAUCUCCUUUUGGUGCAUUUGUCUUUUUUAUGUUCCGUUUGCUUCAAGUAUUGCGUGGACGCAUCAGCCCUGAGAAGCGUUUAACAGGCGCUUCUCAAUGGAAAACGGCAAAAAAGGCGCUUGCAGAUAAGGAGAUAUACACCACACGAGUAACACCUGGUGGCCGUCACGAUGGGUCAAUGGAAGCUGAGGGUUUAAGGAUACCUUUUCAUUCGAUCAAACCCAUUACUUGGGUAAACUCUCAUCUCCUUUUGCGAGAGAUCAAAGACUAUUUCGGUGUUGGGAAUACAGAGUGGAUAGCUCUCUGUGAGAAGGAGAUGGAUGAAGCUAAUGAAAACAUCAUAAAUCUGGAGAUAGACAAAGAAGCAGAUUCAGUGGAAUUCGUGGAGGAAGAUGGAAGAAACCGGUCGAAAGAAAAGAAAAGAAAGGGAAAGCAAAAAACAAUUCAAAGUAGUAUCAACACAGAAAAGAAAGGCUUUUUGCAACUCUUAAUCAGAUGCAGAAGAAUUGUUUUACAGGAUGCAGCAGUUUACUUGUACUUGAACAAAGAAAACAAGCAUGUCAGCACAAAAAAACUUCCAUUCACAAGUAACAGCUUCAAGAUGUUUCAAGAGGAUAUUGUAGCUGCUAUUACCAGUCCUUCCGUUGGUAGACUAGAAGAAUAUGAAAGCCUUGUGCCUAAAAUUGCUGAUACGAACAAAGAGGUAGCCAGCAGAGUGACAGAAGUAAAUCAUUGGAUUAUACAAUUGCAGCAACAACAAGACAGCCGAUUUGAGAAAAAUGAAAACUCUUUCAACAACUUCAUUGAACAAAGUAACCAGCAGAAUUGGCUUCUGAUGAACACGACACAGCAACUGGCUAAGGACAUAAAAAUCCUCAUGAUCCAGCAACAGUGUCUAAAUUCACAAAUGCAAUUACUCAUGGCUACCAACAAUAUUCCUCAAAGCAUAAAUACCAACACAAGAAAAAGAAGUGAAGCUGAUACUGUUUUUGGUGGAAAGAAUCACUUUCCUCAGAUUUUGAGCAAUUAUAUUGGAUCUUAUUUCAUGAAUAAACUACAGUACUCUCAUUUGAUUGAGAAAAUGGCUCCCGUUAAUCACAGAACCUCUAGACCUAAUGCUGGAAGCAGCCUUACCCAGGUUGCAGCUGGUCGUGUAGAGCAACGCCCUGUCACACCUGCUGUUACCCAAGAACAGCACAUGGCAGAAAUGACAAAUCGUCUUGAUGGCAUGGGUGCUCUUCUUGGAUCUCUGGGCAGUCGAUUUGUUGCUGCAAUUGCUAUGUCUUUGGCAUCUAACAAUAGACAAGUUCUUCCAGUAGUUACCACGUCUUCUGCUCCAUCUUAUAUCGGAAUGUCUGAAGCAGAGACAAAGACUGCAAUUCUGAUCCAUAACCGUCGCCAAGACAUUCACACCAAGUACUGGAAGGUGAUCGACAAGGAGAUGGGUCUCACGAUCGGGGAAAAUUCAGAGAUGGCAUUUUUUGGUGCUAUCCAACAAACAGUAAUGUCAGAUGAUGAGUUUUACAUGGAGGAUCUUGUGCAUGGGGUCUCGGCGCAUAUUCUGAAGUUUAACAAGUUCAUGGGCUUAAUCGAUAAAAGCAUGAGAACUGACAAUGCGGGAAAUGGGGCAGCAACGCCAAAAAUGCCCAAGCUCCAGCGAGGAGAAAAGAAUGUUGCUGUCUCAGGUCGGCUGAUUUUGUCACUGCCUUCAUGGGAAAUUAAACAAUUUUUUUAUACAUACACAGGCGCGUUUUUACACUUGAUUGAUACAUAA